AUGAGAGUUUUCCGGGAUCAAGUUUACACAAAUCGAGAUGAUAUUCCGUUGAAAGAAGUUGGAACUGAGGAGAGUGAUGAUGAAGAAAAGCAAAUCUAUCCACCGAUCUCAAAGCUUGCUCCCGUUUUGAUCGGCCUUUGCUUUCAAUCUUUUUGUAUUGCCUUGGACAACACAAUCCUCUCAACCGCCGUCCCCAAGAUCACUGAACAAUUCAACUCACUAGGUGAUAUAUCGUGGUAUGCAAGCGCUUAUCUUUUAACUACAUGCGCCGUCACUCUGCCAUUUGGCAAGAUAUACACAUAUUAUUCGACAAAGUGGACAUAUAUGGUGGCUCUGGGCAUGUUUGAACUUGGGUCUCUUAUAUGCGCAGUGACCCCAACAUCGAAGGGAUUGAUCUUUGGGCGAGCAAUUGCCGGCAUCGGGUCUGGAGGACUGUCGCCAGGUGCUCUCCUUGUGCUCGCGAAUAGUGUGCCCCUUCACCGGCGUGCCAUUUAUUUCGGAAUCAUCGGUAGCACUAGUGGAAUUGCGACAAUCACAGGACCACUGCUUGGAGGACUUUUAACUGAUCACGCCAGUUGGAGGUGGUGCUUUUGGAUAAAUCUACCGUUUGGUAUCCUCACCGGCCUUGUCAUUUUACUUUUUUUCAAGGAUUCCACGUCACCAAAACCCAAGGUCAGUCGCCUUGGGCAGCUAAAGCGAAUGGAUCCUCUUGGUGUGCUUGCAUUUAUCCCCGCGGUCGUCUCCCUUCUAUUGGGUCUGCAAUGGGGCGGCACCAAAUACAGUUGGAACAGUCCUAGAAUAAUUGCGCUAUUUACUCUGUUUGGUAUAUUCAGCUCUGCAUGGUGCAUUAUCCAGGUCUGGAAGCAGGACGACGCUACAGUACCCCCUCGUUUACUCAAGAAUCGCAAUGUGCUUGGGGCAGUGAUUCAUGCUACAUUCCUCGGGGGCUCCUUUUUUGUCUUUGGAUACUAUAUCCCUAUCUGGUUUCAAGCAGUCAAGGAAGAUUCUGCAUCGGAAUCCGGAAUCAACAAUCUUCCGAUGGUGAUAGCUAUGAUUGUGUUCUCUGCUUUAGGAGGGCUACUCGUGAAUAUCCUUGGCUACUAUACACCGCUUAUGUUCAUUGGAAGCGCAUUUCUUACAAUCGGCUCUGGAUUGUGUACAACUUUCAAAGUGAACAGCGGACAUCCACAGUGGAUUGGAUACCAAGUCAUUCUUGGAAUUGGAGCCGGACUUGGCUUUCAGCAAUGCAUCAACGCACUUCAGACUGUCCUACCAUUACGGGAUAUACCGAUCGGAAUUGCAAUCAUCACAUUUGCACAGAGCCUCAGUGGCGCAAUGUUUAUUUCGAUUGCCCAAACUGUUUUUGAGAAUCGCCUUGUGGCCAGCAUCGCAGCCAAUGCUCCCGGUGUUAGCCCGAACGCCUUAAUAAACGCCGGGGCCGCAAAUUUAUCCCAACGCGUGCCCAAAGAUAUUCUGCCCACCGUCCUACGCGCCUAUAACACAGCCGUCAUUCAAACGUUCUACGUGUCUGUUGCUGGCGCACUUCUAUCUUUUAUCGGUGCUGGGCUUGUUCAGUGGAAAUCCAUGAAACGACGACAGAAAUAUGACGGCGCAGAUUGA
Molecule: messenger RNA, 1620 nt
Organism: Penicillium robsamsonii
Lineage: Eukaryota; Fungi; Ascomycota; Eurotiomycetes; Eurotiales; Aspergillaceae
Product: MDR family MFS transporter
Exons: 4
Coding region: 1-1620 (539 amino acids)
Biological process (GO): transmembrane transport
Molecular function (GO): transmembrane transporter activity
Source: RefSeq, a predicted model, not a curated record